This is a messenger RNA of Dromiciops gliroides (monito del monte), 514 nucleotides long. Its product is annotated as 60S ribosomal protein L28-like. The record is from RefSeq and is a predicted model, not a curated record. NCBI's taxonomy places the organism in Eukaryota, Metazoa, Chordata, Mammalia, Microbiotheria, Microbiotheriidae. The transcript is spliced from 2 exons. Bases 1 to 468 code for a protein of 155 amino acids. Gene Ontology annotation, biological process: translation. Gene Ontology annotation, molecular function: structural constituent of ribosome. Gene Ontology annotation, cellular component: cytosolic large ribosomal subunit; ribosome.
AUGCCAGGCUCCCAUGUCAAAAGAGUCUCCGCGAGAGCAGCCCCCGCCGCCGCCAUAUCGGCCCAUCUGCAGUGGAUGGUCCUCCGGAACUGCUCCAGCUUCCUCAUCAAGCGCAACAAGCAGACGUACAGCACCGAGCCCAACAACCUCAAGGCCCGAAACUCCUUCUGCUACAACGGGCUGAUCCACCGGAAGAUGGUGGGCAUAGAGCCGGCCGCUGACUGCAAGGGCAUCAUGGUGGUGCUGAAGCGCCGGGCAGGUCAGAGGAAGCCUGCCACUUCCUAUGUGAGGGCCACCAUCAACAAAAAUGCCCAGGCCACGCUCAACAGUGUCUGGCACAUCAUCCGCAAGAACAAAUACCGGAAAGAUCUCCGCAUGGCCGCUCUGCGCCCGGCCAGUGCCAUCCUGCGGAGCCAGAAGCCAGUGGUGGUGAAGAAGAAGCGAACCCGCCCACCCAAGAGCACUUAGGGGCCAAACCUGCCUUUGGCUAAUAAAGUCAAACUGCUCGACCUGU